Tripterygium wilfordii is the source of this 1896-nucleotide messenger RNA. RefSeq names its product probable alkaline/neutral invertase F. Gene Ontology annotation, biological process: sucrose catabolic process. Lineage: Eukaryota; Viridiplantae; Streptophyta; Magnoliopsida; Celastrales; Celastraceae. The transcript has 5 exons. Gene Ontology annotation, molecular function: endo-alpha-N-acetylgalactosaminidase activity; sucrose alpha-glucosidase activity. The coding region runs from base 138 to 1769 and encodes 543 amino acids. The record is from RefSeq and is a predicted model, not a curated record.
UCUCAUGGAGACGAUUGUGAUCCCUGAGAAUCUCAUGGGGCGCCAUUUUUUCUCUGCAUCCAAACAAGAAAUACCAAUCGGAAUGCAAAAGGAUUCUUCGUCUCUUCGUUGCUCUUGGUGACUGCUCUUUGAAGGAAAUGGAAGACGAUCUGAGGGAGAUUCUAAGUAGCAUCUCAAGGAUUAGUAAUGAAGGUCGAGCUGCACGUGAGGAUGAUGGUUCUCAUGGACCUACUCGGACACAUUCUCUUGAUUGCGCAAAAUUGGCAGAAUUGUAUGAUAUUGCAUGGUCACCAACCCAAAAGUCUGAUAAGAGCACUCCACGUUUUGGACAAAAUUGUUUUGAUCGGGCUUCAAUAGUUGCUGAUGCAUGGGAUCAAUUGAAUCAGUCUGUUGUUUACUUUAAAGGAGAACCUGUUGGUACCAUGGCCGCGGUUGAUUCCUCAUCAGAUGCAUUGAACUAUGAUCAGGUUUUCGUUAGGGAUUUUGUUCCCAGUGCUCUGGCAUAUUUGAUGAAUGAUGAGCCAGAUAUUGUUAAGAACUUCUUGUUGAGGACCGUUCAACUCCAGUCAAAGGUGAAAAGUGUUGAUUGUUUCACACUUGGAAAAGGAGUUAUGCCUGCAAGCUUUAAGGUUCUGCAGGAUCCUGUUAGAAAAUGUGAUACAUUGAUUGCUGAUUUUGGAGAAGCUGCAAUUGGAAGGGUGGCUCCAGUUGAUUCUGGGUUUUGGUGGAUAAUUUUGCUACGUGCUUACACGAAAUCUACUGGUGAUUAUUCUUUAGCUCAUAUGCCCGAAUGCCAACGAGGAAUGAAACUCAUCUUAUCUUUGUGCCUCUCGGAGGGAUUCGAUACAUUUCCAACCCUUCUUUGUGCUGAUGGCUGCUGCAUGAUUGAUCGCAGAAUGGGUGUAUAUGGUUACCCUAUUGAGAUCCAGGCAUUGUUUUUCAUGGCUCUAAGGUGUGCUUUGCAACUGCUACGAGAUGAAGGUGAUGGGAAGGAGUUCAUAAUGAUGAUUGAAAAGCGGUUGCCUGCAUUAACCUACCACAUGCGCAGUUACUUUUGGCUUGACUUUCAGCAGUUAAACAAUAUUUACCGGUUUAAGACAGAGGAAUACUCUCAUACCGCUCUUAACAAGUUCAACGUUAUACCCGAAUCAAUUCCAGAGUGGGUGCUUGACUUCAUGCCAAUGAAAGGAGGAUACUUCAUUGGGAAUGUUGGUCCAGCUCUAAUGGACUUCAGGUGGUUUGUUUUGGGCAAUUGCGUCGCAAUAUUGUCCUCACUAGCAACUCAAAGCCAAGCCAUGGCUAUAAUGGAUCUUAUUGAAGAGAGAUGGGAGGAUCUUGUUGGUGAAAUGCCUUUGAAGAUUUCAUAUCCAGCUUUGGAGUCUCAUGAGUGGAGGAUCAUAACUGGUUGUGACCCCAAAAACACAAGAUGGAGCUAUCACAAUGGUGGCUCUUGGCCAGUUCUUUUGAGCUGGCUUACUGCUGCCUGCAUUAAAACUGGAAGACCCCAGAUUGCAAGGAGGGCUCUAGAGCUAGCUGAACAGAGACUUUCCAAGGACAGUUGGCCAGAGUACUACGACGGCAAGGAUGGUCGUUACAUUGGAAAACAGUCAAGGAAGUUGCAGACAUGGACAGCUGCAGGGUACUUGGUUGCGAAGAUGUUGUUGGAAGAUCCAUCUCAUGUCGGGAUCAUCUCGCUCGAAGAAGACAAAAAGAUCAAGCCCAGCACACUUGCACGAGCAAGCACCUUGCCAGCAAAAUUCAGAGGAUGAUAGUUUCCCACUUCCACAGUUUUCUGUUCAUAUUGUUGGUUUGAUUUUUAUUUCUAAUCAAUCUUUCAAAAGCAUGCCCGAGUCUGACAAGUUCUAUAACAGGGAAAUUAUUGUUGUUUUCAGUCAA